AUAAAGUUUUGGACAAGUUUUGGACAAACUUCCCAACAGUAUAAAAAAUUUGCAAAAUAAGAAAUUGAAUCGUUUGUUAUAAUUACUGCAUGAUUAAACAUUCUCAUAUUAUAAGAACGACUUGCUUGAUGUUCCUUCUUCUCUCUCAGUCUCUUCUAAUCCUUUCUAGGGAUUGGAAUCGAAAAUCGAAUCUUUUCAAGAUUUUUCUUAUAGACGACCAACCUGACUUUGAAUCAGUUUCUAAUUUCAGCAAAAAUAAUCAGCACUUGAGCCGGCAUGAAAAAUUACUUUGGAGUCAGGUUAACUUACAUGUAAAAAAUUGCUGAGAAUC
This is a messenger RNA of Rhizophagus irregularis DAOM 181602=DAOM 197198, 331 nucleotides long. NCBI's taxonomy places the organism in Eukaryota, Fungi, Glomeromycota, Glomeromycetes, Glomerales, Glomeraceae. The record is from RefSeq and is a predicted model, not a curated record.